AAUCCCUUCAAGACUUCUCUCUAGUGUUCAGUUUGCCUGAGUGAUCUUCAUUUACAGUCUGGAUUUCGACAGCCUCUUUUUUUUUUUUUUUUUUUUUUUAUGGUGGAAUUUGCUCAAUCAUGCUAGGUUGGAGAGGUUCGCUGAUAUGUGUAUUUUUGUGUCAGUUCUGGACACAAACUCCAGUCAUUGCUGGUAAAGGCUGCAGUGGCUUUGGACACUUAGAAAAUGGCCGUGUGUUUUUCCGUUAUGGAGGGCUGUAUGUUACCUUUACCUGUAAUCCAGGCUACCGCAUCCAUGGUUACCGUACUAGCAGCUGUGUAUCUGGACAGUGGGCUAGAGACCCACCGCUGUGUGUGGCAUCAGGAUGUCCCAGCCUUGGUGAUCUCCUGCAUGGCAGUACUUUGGUUUCUAAAGACAGAUCUCUGGCCACCUUCAGCUGUGACACGGGAUACAGUUUGUUCGGAUCUGCAUUUCUCUUCUGCAAGGGGAAAAGCUGGAACGGCACUAAGCCUGUCUGCAAAGUGGCUGAUAUCAUGAGCGUUCUUUAUCUGAAUCAAGACUCUUUACACAGUCCUGUCUCAGCACAGGGCCGAGAUGUUCCUACAAGCCUGAAGGUUUACUUACAUAGCCAUUUAAACACUGCUCACAAGGAUGCUUUUUUAAAAACAGUGUUGCGUGGGGCCCCUUACAUCAGACUUGACUUUACAGACCACAAGCAGAAAAAUGUUUUAAAACCAGUAGAGAAAAAGCCCUCAAAGAUUCUAUUGUCUGACAAAACACGAGACGGUGGAAAGGCUGAGCCAAUCCACAACCUUGAAAAUUUCAAGGGUCCAAUCAGGAACUCUGAUCUUCAGAAAUCUGAAACUGUGGCAUCUGCAAAUGUCAACACGAUCUCAUUAACCAGUUCUUUUCUUGAAUCUCCUUUGUGGAGCACCACACCAACCAGCUUUGUAACUCCAACGAUGCACACUCAACAAGUCAUGGAUCAAACCUUUACCCAGGCACCAUACAGAAGAUAUCAGUCCACACUCAGUGCAGACAAACUAUUUCAAACAGCCUCCGUCAUUUCAGCUGCUAAGACUUUACCAGAAUACAGUAAAAAUAAUUCAAACUGGAUGUUAACUACACCUGCAGCAAACAUCAACACAUUAGACACAGAUGACCGUCUACAGUCAGAGACUUUAAUCAAAGUAGACACCGCUGACAGUUUUGAACCUUCAGCUACAAUCUAUCCUAGUUUUAUGAUGUCUAAACACGAGUCUGUUUCCUCUGCACUUGAUCAGUGGUCUACUUCUCCAUCUACCUCCAGCAGACUCUUUGAACAAAGACCAGACCUUACUGAGACAUCACUAUCACCAGAUACCACUGGUACCACUAUUUCACCUGGCCAGGAGGUCUUGAUGACAGCCACCCAGCUAGUGCCCAGUGACCUUCAUCUGAAGGCUCCAACAGACGUCCAAAUCUCAACUGACAUUACAGAGGAUCAAGUCAAUGAAAAAAGCAAUCAGAGUGACCCAAAACAAACACUCGAUAUGUCAGCAUGGAAAGAUCUUGCAAGAUUUUCAAGGAUACGUCGUCCAGUGUGUCCCUACCCUCCGUUUCCUUCUCAUGGAACGUUCUACUUUCGGUCGAUAAAGAAUCCUGACCCGCUACAGUAUAAGCAUUAUAUUCAGUACGCGUGUUACCCUGGAUACACAUUGACCAAUGGUGAUGUCUACAGCUAUUGUCAGCACAAUGGACAAUGGAGUGGCCAAACACCUCUCUGCUUAGAGUUAACUCCUUGCUCCAUAAACAACGGAGGAUGUUCACAGAUCUGUCAUGUCAAUAGCCAGGAUCGUGCCCAGUGUCUUUGUAAACCAGGAUUUCUUCUUCUGGAGGAUCAGCGCACCUGUCGAGAUUUGGAUGAAUGCGUGGAGGAGUUGCACCUGUGCCAGCAGGUCUGUCAAAAUACGCUGGGCUCAUACAGGUGCAGUUGCAGUCCAGGGUUUCAGAUCUCUUCAGACGGGACAUCCUGCUCUGAUGUGGAUGAGUGUGAACGUGUUGGCACUGCUCUCUGUGUAUUUGGCUGCAUUAAUACACCAGGCAGUUUCCAGUGCUUGUGUCCUAUAGGUUACCAACUGGACAGCAACAAUAGGGAUUGCAAAGACAUUAAUGAGUGUGAUGACCCCGCCGUGCUCCAGCAGAAGCAGAUGCGCAGGUGUGAGUGGAAGUGUGUAAAUCUGCCAGGUACUUACAGAUGCGUCUGUCCUCGUGGAUACAGACUGCACCCUAAUGGACACCAGUGUGAAGAUGUUAAUGAGUGUGAACUGAAGAACGGCAACUGUUCUCACCUCUGCAUCAACCACAGAGGCGGCUACAAAUGUGCCUGUCCUGAAACACAUCAAAUAUACCCAAAUAACCAAAAAAACUGUCAGCCGGUAGACAAACACACUAUUUCCUCCCACUGACUUUUUAAAAUCUUUUUUGUAUAUUAAUUUAACUAUCAUUUGCAUUUAAUACAAAAUAUUUAGUUUUUUUGCAUCCACAGUUAUGUAUGUAUAAGCUUUGAUGAUGACGAGGUAUUUAUAAUUAAAACUUUCUGCUUUGUUAAUG
This is a messenger RNA of Puntigrus tetrazona (Sumatra barb), 2592 nucleotides long. RefSeq names its product sushi, von Willebrand factor type A, EGF and pentraxin domain-containing protein 1. The record is from RefSeq and is a predicted model, not a curated record. NCBI's taxonomy places the organism in Eukaryota, Metazoa, Chordata, Actinopteri, Cypriniformes, Cyprinidae. Bases 120 to 2447 code for a protein of 775 amino acids. The transcript has 9 exons. Gene Ontology annotation, molecular function: calcium ion binding.